Caenorhabditis remanei is the source of this 1209-nucleotide messenger RNA. RefSeq lists its product as uncharacterized. The coding region runs from base 1 to 1209 and encodes 402 amino acids. Lineage: Eukaryota; Metazoa; Nematoda; Chromadorea; Rhabditida; Rhabditidae. The record is from RefSeq and is a predicted model, not a curated record. The transcript has 5 exons.
AUGCCCAUUCUAUACUUUGAAAACCAGUCUACCCGUCGUCUAAUCCCUCUUGGAAUCCACGAAAACACAACUUAUUUCUAUACGGACUCUAAUCAAUUCUACGAAUUUCUUGCUUUUGACAUUCGAUUUCCUCAUAAAUGGCGUCUGGUUGGACGGUUCGAACGACAAGAUAUUUCAUAUGGAUUCUCUUCGUUGUCUCCAGGUGCACGAUACAUUUAUGUCUUGUUUUUGAGAAUGACGGAUGAAGUCACUUUUGGAAUUCAGAGGAUUGAUUUGGUGGAGAGGAAAGAGGACGAAUUUAGAUACACAGGAGACAUCUCCGAAGCACUGCGAAUCAACUUUGAAAGAGUCACGAUGCGAAGUGGACCGAAUGGAAAGUUAGUUCUAUUCGAUAGGUCUCUAGUUCAAGGAGAAAUUCCACUUUGGACUAUCCAAUUAUCAGAAGAAGCGUCUAAAACAUUCACUGUUUCGUACAAUCCGAUUGGUGUGAAAGGGAAGAACACAGCUAGAAACGGGUGCUUGUUCACCGUGGCAGUUGAUCCAGUCAAUCGGUGUUUUGCAAAGUUAAUGAGUCCCCGUAAAAUGCUCGUCUACACGGAAAGUCGAAUGUGGCAGGAAUACGAAAUACCCCCUGAAGAGUCACUCUACGAUAUAUUCGGAUCUGAUGGUUUCCCAAUUGAGGAGAAUAGAGCUGUCCACGAGACAUUUGGAAGGCAUGGGCACCGAGCGGGAGCUAUGCAGACUAGGCUUACCUUCCAUGAUUUGAAUGGAACGGUUGUUGCUCGCAUGCUUCAUAUGGAUCGGAAGAAUACUACGGCUGUUGUGGAAUUGGACCACAGACAUCGAGAAAUCCGUGUUCGAAAACUGGCAACAUUCCUUCUCAACGACUCGGUUUCCAGAAUGUUCUAUCUCAUCGCCUCUCCGGAUGUUCACGUGUUUCUGGGUGUACGUCACAGUGCGGUAGUUUAUAUCAAGAUUCCGAGUCUCGAAGAAAUCGUUGGCUGGAGAAUGCAGAAGAAACUUCAAAGAGAUGGGUAUUCGGAUGAAGUGUCUCAAAUCUCAAACUUUACUGAUUUAAUGAUAUUAUCAUUCGAUAAAUACGCGGUGAAAACGGAGGAAACAAAAAUGGUAACGGAGAAUAUGGAACAAUUAGAAAUUCAAGAUUCAAGAGAACUGGAUUCAAUGGAGAUGGAUUUUGAGUUGGAUUAG